Messenger RNA from Dermacentor andersoni, 10466 nucleotides. RefSeq names its product Salt-inducible kinase 3 (gene Sik3). NCBI's taxonomy places the organism in Eukaryota, Metazoa, Arthropoda, Arachnida, Ixodida, Ixodidae. Gene Ontology annotation, cellular component: cytoplasm. Gene Ontology annotation, biological process: microtubule cytoskeleton organization; protein phosphorylation; intracellular signal transduction. Gene Ontology annotation, molecular function: tau-protein kinase activity; ATP binding. The record is from RefSeq and is a predicted model, not a curated record.
UCGCCUUUUUUUUUAACGCAGACAAACAACAAAUAGCUGAUUGUGCGACCUGCGAUGUGGUCACGAAAUCCGCAGUUUAUUUAAUUGAUGGCGCAAGCUCUGCUUUGUUCUGCUCCAAGAACGCGCAAAGAGUGCUUAUGAAAAGCAUCAAAGCGUCGCUUGCUUUAUGAGACGAACACUAACGUACACGUGCUGUAUUGCUACGAUCAUUCCCUUUAUGAUACAUGACGAUACGGGCACUUUGCACCCCGUCUUUAUUUCCGCUCUUUGUUUUGCCUCCGUGCCCAGAGGCGCCGCGUUGUCUGCAACAAGAGCUUAGCGCUGCGCAGCUGCAAAACCGAGGUGCACUGGGUCUACCGCCGCAGGCCCGGCGCGCUUUCAGCUAUUGUGCACUUCCGAUACACACUGUGUGCGGACCGAACAACUGAACGAGGGCAUCGCCGACGGCGCGGCGGCAGCGGCUUGGUCGCCAUGGCGACCUGACGCCGUUUGACGUCAUUCGCGCGGCUUUCAAGGUCUCAGCGGGGAGCGCCAGAUCUCGCCCCGGCCGGUCGACUCCCCGCACAUUUGCUUGGCUUCGGGACUGUCGCGCAUUCGGUCCGGCUCCCGGCUCGUCUCCGCAAGCCGGGUUGCGGAGCAGCGGAGGCCGCCCCACGUUCCGCAAUGUCGAGAUGUCGGCCCGUCACGGACACCGUCGCUGGACUGACGUUACUGCAGCUGCAGCUGCAAGGGCCGCAGCGCUUCCCCGAGCAAGCCGUGACCAUCACGUGUGUUUGGCGGAUCGUCGGCACGACAGCGUGACGUAAGGAGGCGGCCGUCCUCCUCCUUGCCCGGCGGCUUCUUCUCUCCACUCGCCUAGCCUCGGCCGCAGCCGGCAGAUGUGUUGGAUGCGUCUGCUAGCGCCGAGACGGCCGAGAUCGUGGAGGCAGUGCGGCGGAGGCUCGCCCGCUCGUCGACCGGGACUAUGGGUGACGCACUGAAAGUGUGCCGCGAACAUAGGGUCGACCAGUGUGCACGUCCAGCGUCGUGUCGCGACAUAGCAAGUUGCUUUGAAUGGGGAAGCUCGUCCAGCGCCCGGCUACGAGAGUAAGUGUGUGGCGCAUGCGUGCGGCGCGCCACAACAUGGCGGCUGACAGGGUAAGGGCGUCGGGUUGUGCGGGGCUGGUUCGAGUCGGAUUUUACGAACUGGAAAAGACGAUCGGCAAAGGAAACUUCGCAGUGGUACGACUAGCCAACCAUGUCAUCACCAAAACGAAGGUAGCCAUAAAGAUAAUAGACAAGACACACCUAGAUGAGGAGAACCUAAAGAAGAUAUUCAGGGAAGUCCAGAUCAUGAAGCUUUUACAUCAUCCCCAUAUCAUUAGGCUAUAUCAGGUAAUGGAAACCGAUAAAAUGAUCUACUUAGUCACAGAAUAUGCAGACAAAGGUGAAAUAUUUGACUACUUGGUGGCCACUGGUCCAAUGCCGGAGGACAUGGCCCGGCGGAAGUUCAAGCAAAUAGUGAGCGCUGUCCAUUACUGUCACAAGAGGCAUGUGGUACACAGAGACCUGAAAGCUGAGAACCUUCUGCUUGACAGUGAGAUGAACAUCAAGAUAGCAGACUUUGGCUUCAGCAAUCACUUUGAACCCGGUAAGAAGCUGUCAACGUGGUGCGGCAGUCCCCCCUAUGCAGCCCCUGAGCUUUUUGAGGGAAAACAAUAUGAUGGGCCCAAGGCAGACAUUUGGAGCAUGGGAGUAGUCCUGUAUGUUCUUGUGUGUGGUGCCCUUCCAUUUGAUGGAAAAACAUUGCAAAGUCUACGCACAAGCGUGCUCUCAGGAAAAUUUAGGGUACCUUACUUCAUGACGACAGAGUGUGAGCAGCUGAUCCGGCAGAUGCUGGUGGUGGACCCCGACAAGCGCUGGUCCAUUCGACAGGUGGUGCAGCACCGGUGGAUGCGAAUGGGCACACCGUACCCCGAAUUUGAUCGUCUCAUGGAGAUGCCAGCAGCCACUCCCACCGUCCACGAGAAGCUCGACCCCAUAGUGUUGCAGCACCUGCUUCAGUUGCCAAAUGUCACACAGGAGCAGAUUGAACAGUCUGUCCUGGAGAAGAGGUUUGACCACUACAGUGCGAUCUACCACCUGCUUUGUGACAAGUUGCAAAACCAGCAGAAGCACGCCCUCUUGCCUCAGAACCUCCCACUAACUGCACAACCACAAAGGAAGUCGAGCAUCACUACCGGCAUUGUUGAAAAGAACCCGCAGCCAGUUGACCCAGACUCGGAGCCACAGCAGCCACAACCGAACCUGGUCCCGAGCCCUGUGCUGACCGUCAGCCCCAUGCCGGAACUUCAGCCCAUGUUGAGUGGCGAUCAGUCACUUGAGAAGUUCGGGGAGAUCGAACUGGAAUCUGACAGCGACGAGCUCUGGCCUGACCAGCAGGUGCAGCCAGCAGUGUUCAGGCGGCACACUGUGGGGCCAGGGGAUCCCGCCGAGGGGGAGUGUCCUCCCCCUCCCCCUGUGGGGGCCUUGCCUGUUAGUGCUCUGCCCCACACAAACCUGCCCCAGAACCUGCCCCGUGUCCAGCACCACCCGCCACACAACUUCUCCGUCAAGGACCAGCACCUGCUCAAGCCACCACCCGCCAUGGGAGCUUUUGUGGGCUUUGGCCGGCGUGCCUCAGAUGGUGGUGCCAACAUUCAAAUGUUCUUCCAACGUCAUUUGUGUCAAGGCCAGUACAGCCACCCAUCAAGCAAGGAGCUGCUCUCACCUAAAUUGUCUUCUGGGAGUCCUGCCGUGCCACAGUCUCUUCAUCCAAUUUCUGCGCUUGCUGACGAAGGCAAGGAGCUGGAAGAGCAGAUGGACAGUAAUGCCAUCUCAAGGUAUCUGCAGGCACGUGGCCACGGCAAGAGGCAUACGGUUGCCAUGGGCAAUGCAGAAGAGGUGCAGGAUGCUCAGUGGAAGCCCCGGCAACGGAGGUCUGGCCUGUUGACCGUCAUGGAAAAGCAGCCAGUGCCAAGGAGAGCAAGUGAUGGCUGCCCCUCUGUGAGCCCCCACCGGACGCAGCUUGAGAGGAUCUACAAUCAAACUGUUGCGGAAAACAAGUGCAUAAUCAAGGCCCUUCAGCAGGAGUGUCAGCAGCUGCAGAGGCAUUGUUGUCCCAUGGAUGCCCAGCAGCAAGCCGAAAUACAACGGCGGCAUUCCCUGCAUGUCCAGCAGAUGGCACAUCUACAGCCGUCCCUGAUGGCUUCGUCAGUUUCAUCACCGCCUUCCAUUGCCGGGUCGCCCAUACACCAGAGUCCAUCGCAUGGGGCCGGGCCGCCGAGCCCUGCAGCCACCCUCUCACAGCACUUGCAGCGGCUUCACCUGCAGCGUCAGGGCAGCCCCGUUGGCUUCUGCCCUGACCCAUUUGCCCCUGACCCGCUGGGUCCCGGCGGGUCGCCACCCUUGGACACCGGGGGCACGUCCCCAGGGGCAUCGCCCCCAUACCCAUGCGGCAGCGCAUCCCCACAGGGCGCACCCGGGGCCUCGCCGCCCCCUUUCUCAGACGCAGCCCACCCACGACUGCAGAGCCUUGUGGCUCAGCAGCUGGCGCGAAACAGCCCGCCGCCGGUGUUUCCUAAUCUGGGCAUGAUCCGCGAGGACUCCACCGAGAAUGGCGGCUUGGGCCCACUCCAGGUGCCCUGCCUGCGGCCCGAGAUCGUGGUCAGCCCUGCUGUGUUCGAGCCAUUCCCAGGUAGCAGCCGAGGCUUCCCACCACACAUCAGCGUGACAGACGAGCUGGGCAAGGAGGUUCUGACGUCGUCCUCAUCGUCCACCACAUCUCCCUCGUCGUGCUCGUCCGCGACGGCCUACUCCGAGGCCUCACUGCUGCCCCUUGACCUUGCCUACUCACCUGUGCGUUGGCAGGCGACACCGCUGGAUGAAGUGCCCAUGGCAGCCUGGGCACUCCCACCAUCACCUCUGCAUGCAUGCUGUGGUGAAGCCCCUCUGCAGAAAAGCCCCAGUGGGUCUUUGUGCCUGUUGCUUGGUCGAGGCAUCUCACCUUGUCGAGGCACUGGCGGUGACCUGCUGCUAGACAUCCAGCGGCGCUUGGAUGCACAUGCCCCUGAGCUGCCACUUGUCCUACAGCCGUCGGAGCGGGGGCUGGCACUCAAGCACCCAGCAGCCGGUGUUCAGAUAGAGCUGGAACUCUGUGACGGGCCGCACCCAGAUGAGUGUGGCCUUAAGAUGCGCCGCAUUUCAGGCGACAGUCUUCAGUACAGUGAGCUGUGCCAGCGGCUCGUGGCGUGCAUGAACAUGUGAUCUCGGGACAGCCCACCGCCGAUCUAGCGGCGCUGCCAGUGCCUCCGUGCGUGUCUGUGCUUGUCCGUGCCUGCCCUCCAACCCAGUGACUACCCAUGGCUGCACCAGCACUGAACUGUUGAGACUGGGUGCUGGCCAUCUGGCUGACCACACGGGUCUGUCAUUUGUCGCGUCCUCGCUGGCCAACCUUUUUUUCCAUGGCCACCCUUUGGGAUCAUCGUUUCACUCAGAAGGGCUCCUUUUUGACAGUACUGAACCAGCCUAUCGAAAUGGCCCCUUACCUGAAGAUUGCAAUGUGAUGUCAGAAGGAUGCCGAAUAACCUUUCCUGUGUUUUUAUGAUGUGUGUAUGUGCUCAGGGGUACGUGUGUGUGUGUGUGUGAAUGUGAAUACAAAAGGAAGUACACUGGUGGUGUUUAUUAAGUUCAGUCUUUUGUUUUAGUGUCAAUUCAAAUGACUUACGACUGGGACAAAAACCAUGAUGUCUAUUUUUCAUGCAUUUUUAUUUCUUGCGCUAAGGUAACAAAGCAGUAGGUUAUAACGUUCAAAGGUGGCCGUGAGGCUGGAGAGAGAAUGACUGUUAUUUAACAUCUUUCUUUUUGUUCUAUCUGAAAAUAUUUGUCUCCAGGCAGUACUUUUUUUUCCUUUGUGAUACAGUAGAAGGCAGUGUGGGAAAGCCCACCAGUGCAGGAAAUGCAGUGAAGGAAGUAUGUAAAUGUUUGGUGUGAGCAACAUUAGCGUGGGCAUAUGCAAUACAACCCUCACUGUUUGGCGAGGUAAAGGCCAUAAGUGCGUGGCAAACAGGUUUGCCAUAUGAGUAAGCUACGCUACGAUCGUUUAUUAACUUCUUUUGUAUUAAUGCAACGAAAUUGACAGUCACGAAGAAUAGGACUGGGAGGGCUUAUGCUAGAACAGUAAUAGACGACUGUGUUUAGAUUUUCAUGUUUGCACUGUUUUCAGCAACCAUAAUUUGCUAUUACAGCUCUAAGUAGGGAGUUCUUGAUGGCUCUCUAAAAUCUGGGGGCUUGGUUCUGCUUUCUCAAUGCUCCUGCAUGAGCUUUUCCUAUUUGUGCCUUGUAACUAAAUGUUAAGGCCGAACCAUUCUGCAAGAUUGCCACCUGGUAUGGAACUUGUAAUUUGAGCGUGCAGUUUGCAUAUGGCUAAGGAAGAAAACCUGCUAAUUUGGCACUUAAUUGUGGAUGAGCAGACUUGUAUAAAAUAUUUUGAAAUAAUUUCUGUCAUGAACACAGGCAAGUUCCAAAUACCAAAGCGAUUCCUUGAAGGUGGGUAUCAAAUAUAACUGCCUUUGAUCAACCUGUGUCUGAAAAUUCAUUGUGCACUGCUGGAUGACUAUGUUGUCGUCAUUUUGUAAGAUGUGUUGGUAUAUGUUUUUGCAUUAGAAGAGUAUCUCUUUAUAGUUAAUGAGGAUGUUUCAAUGACCAUGUCUCAGUGGAUGGUUUGCUUCGUAAUCAGCAUCAAGAGUUACUUAUCUUCCAAACUCAGUUUUAUGAGUUGUGCGUGUGCGUGCGUGUAUGUGUGUGCGUGUGUGUGUGCGCACGUGUGUGUGUGUGUGAUCAUUACUAAGUGGGAAGAUUAUAUCUUGGUAAUCUGCAUGAAAUGAGUUUUGAGUUCAUACAUCAUUAAAAAAAAUGGUGGCUGAAUGUAACAAAUGCAAGAACAAUUAUAGGAGAAGUGCAUGAACUCUCUAAACUUUUUUUAUUUGCAAACUGAUGCAUUCAGCAUAUGGCUAAAGAAGCUCAUGUGUGCAAAGCAGGAUCAAAGGCAAGGAAACUGAUGAAUAGAUCUAGGCGUCCCGCAAAGGAUGUACGGUAAACAAUCCAUCAUAGGUGCAAGUGAUAACAAUGACAUAUUAUUAAUAACCUAUGGACAUCCAUUACGAGGACAUGGAUAUCCUAGAGAUGUUUCAAAUACAUUCUGCGGACAUCCCUCACACAACCUUUUGGCCUCACUUUCCGUGUCCUGCAGACGUCCUUUGCAUGUCCGCAAUAAACAUCAUGGGGACAUGCUGCAUACAUUUUACGGACAUAUUCCAGGGCCUUUUGCACGUUGUUCAAUUGCUAUAAUGCUUGUUACGUUCGCAGCACACGUUGCAUGGCAGAUGCAUGCCCACACAUCAAGAACAGGUACAUUGCGUGAACAUCUUUGUCAUGCCCAUGCAUGCACGUGUGCGGUAGUGCAGUAUUACUUCUCAUUCUUGUAGGCCUUCCGAAAAGUGCAAGUGUCUUAUUGAACUAACUAAAGUUUUCAAAGCAAAUUAUGUAAGAAAAUUCGCAAAGGGCAAUGUACACAUGAGCUGCAGGCAUGAUAGUUUCGGACUGUAAUUCAAACACACGAGAAAACAAUUUUGUUUCGAGGAAACCCAAUAUUCAAGUGUAUGCUGAGAAAGGUCUUUGAGUGAUAUCGUUGGGACAUCUUGGGUUAGAUAUCCAAAACUGGAUGUCCAGCAUAUGUCCCAUUUGUCUCCUAAACAGUUGCCGCGGACAUUAGGGCAUGAUUUGGAUGCCUUAUGGACGAAGGGUCUUUUCUUCACAGGGAUAGCAUUGCUUGUGGUUCGCUGACACUCAGGUCCCGUCUCUUCUGUCAAAAUUUGCCUCUUCUAGAGGGCGGGUAGCAGUUUCAAAACCCACUUUCAGAGCAUUUUAACUUGUGUACCCAAGCUGGGCUGGGGUACUCAUCAAAAGGAGGUGGGCACCCCCAGCCGAUCAGCAUGUCAGCAGCAGAUCAAAUGGGCGUGUCCACUAAGUGGACAUUUACAGAAUACCAAUCCAGGCUUAUCCUCAAAUGACGUCGUAAAUGCAUACCUGCCAACUCUCCAGAGUGUUCUAUGAGGUUAAUGAAUUUGGGCUUGUUUUGCAAUUUUACGAAUGUUGCAUCCAGCUUUACAAAAAAUAAAUUCUGUCUGGAAAAAAUAUUUACUCAUUGGUCUCGGAAUCUUUCAUUGGAGUCUCCCGAUGAUUUGAUUUAGUGUUAGAGGAUUCUUGCUUCUAGUGAGUUUAUACAGAACAAGUUCUAUAAGCAGGCGAAAGCGGCAGCAGCAAUGUCGAUGAAAAAGUCACUAUUAUUUCAAAAUACUCUGUUGCUUCUCAGUCUUCGCUGUUUCUUAUGUGCUGUAUCUAAAGGUGUCAGUAUCCUUAAUCAUUAAGUGCAUAAGGUUCAUUAAUAAAAUGUGUACGUAUCCCUCAAAAAGCAUAUGCUCAGGGUCGGUAUUUUGUAGCUAUGCCUUUUCCGAUUCUAUGCUUUUUCAGGCUUUUCGUGCUUGGCCAGUGGUCAGAGCGACGGUCUGCCCACAUUAUCAACGGGAUCAGGCGGCCGUGUGUGGUGGAUGAUAAGAAUAGCAUAGAAUAAGGCAUAAGGCAUCGCUACAAAAUAGCGGCCCAGGGCAAGCUUUGAAGAAAUGCCUGCUAUCCCCCCCCCCUUUUUUUUCUUCAGUGUUGUAUUCACAGGAUAUUACAAAUAUUGAAGUUUACAGGCUGGCAGGUAUGUAGAUAUUAAGUUGCAUUACAAAAUGUGUAAAGAAAUUGAUGUCUACAUGCAUCUAGGCAUUACUUUAAUCUUGUAAGUUCGUACACAUAUGUUGGGUAUAUUGUCUCUACGCCCACAACAUAAACCUAGGGCGUACCUUCGUGUCCACAGCUUUCAGGCAAAGAGAAAAUAUCUUGAUUGCCGUCUUCUGUCAGUAGCAUUGAAUCAUUGGAUCAUGAUGUUUAUUAACUGCCCUCCGUCGGAGUAAUGCUAAGCCAUGCGUUCUAGGCAAGUUGUCACAUGCGAAUUUUAUAGCUUUGGAUGAACUGCUUUCCUGCAUUAGGUGACAUGCUGUUUCUGAGCGGUUAUCUAAGCAAACUCAUGAAAAGCCAGCACUGCAGAAUUAUGCAGCAACAAAACGAAGCUGGGUGUUCUAAUUACAUGUGUGGUUGUAUGCAAAAAAGAUAGUUAUUAUGGCAUUCAAAAGUUAUUUUCAGUGUUCAUUGAACAUCUGUAGACUUGUCUAUGGACAGGUGAAAUGAAUUGAAAAAGAUUUAAAAGCACUGUGCAGCUUUUCACCGUAUCCUACUGGUAAGUUGCGUUAGCGCUAGCAUCACUGUGCAAUGAGUAGGUCAGAAAAACUGGAUAAAAGAUACAAUUUUUUUGGCGGUUUCAUCUAGCAGUAGUCAUCCUUGCCUGUUGCAAUGAGAGUUUCUAGUUUUGAAAGACAUUUGUUGCCAUUAAAACUGUGACCACACGCGAGGCGUAGAGACACUGCACCACAGCAAAACCUUAUAACAAAUGAUGUUUACUUUGUUGAAAGGCACAGACUGUGUUUAUCACUAAAUCGGCAAUAGUGCUUGCUGCUAAGUGGAUGCCAUUGUGUCAUUUUGGUCGUUGGGUCUACCCAAGGGUGCUUCAUCCUGUAGACGAAGCACGGCGCCACCUGAAGUGGUGCACAGGGGAGGGCACAGUGAUCUUCGGAACCGCACUGAAAAACUGAUGUGGUAAGUUUUUCCGUUGCCUAAAUUUAGUUCUAGAGUGGGCACAAUGAUUUCACCUUACCUGGGGUGACAAAAAUGUGUUGGAAGUGCUGGUGGGUCUGUUUCCUUUGCUAUUGCCAUUCUGAACAUGAAUGCUGUUGCCUAUUUGUCGCGUGCAUUUAUCCAAAGAUAAACUAGUUGAGAGCACGCAUUUUGUCCUACUGCCUUUCGUGUACUUGUCCUGUUAGCUACGCUAAUUUUGUGUGAUGUGUGCACCAACUAGCUGAACAACUGUUAUGCAGGUUUGACAGGAAGCACUUGAGCUUUUGUAGUAUUUGUGCAAGUGUUUUGUUAUGUGGCACCAUUUCAGCUGUGAAGGUACAUACACAUUUAGUAAUGUUUAAGUUCUCAAUGUUGCUUAGUUGUGCGCAAAGCAACUGUGAAUAAUGGGGAUUUAACAUGUCUGCAUACACUGUGAUCUGCUCUGCAGCACUCGUUAUCGGUAUUUUGGGGUAUUCUGUCUUUAGAAGUGUGCACCACUAGGAAUACCUGAUUCAGACUGUAAGCCAACUGUUGUCUUUUUUUUUUUUUCACUCCUUUUUACCUCAGCUAACAUUUGCGUCCUGCAGAAUCAGCAUGAAAUCAUUGAACAGAGUCUGUGAAGGCAACAGUGUUGCAGAGUGUCCUUUCCGGAUUCCUGUGGGUACAGCCGAACCUUCUUAUGAAAAAGCCGCAUUCAACACGAAAAUAUUUUCAUUACAAAUGCAUUAUUCGUUAUACACAUAUAUUUGUUACACACUGAUAUCAGCAAGGAAAAUUUUACGAUUUACUUCAUUGUAAUCUGUUAUUCGUUAUAACCACAUUCGUUAUAUCGAGCUUUCUCUGUAUAAUUUUCUACCCAAGAGACAGCGUGUAGCUACCUGGUAGUCAGUGCGUGUUUCCUGUGCAUAAGCUGUCAAUUUGUUGCUCUGUUCGUUUAGAGGGUACAUAUUGUCGAUGCAAACCAUUCCCGAACUCCCUGCUGCUCUUGUUGUGUAAAUAGAUGACGACGAAGAAAAAGUGGAUGCUGCAUAGUCGCAAGGUUUGUAUAAAAUGGGAAGACCUUCUGGCAAGUUCUUGCAGGAAGUUUGUGUACAGUUGCUACUACCUGAUGUCAUUUUCUAGACAUACCACGCCUAUUGACCAAUCUUUCCUGUAGAUUGGCCGACCAAGGUACCCCCGUGUCGUUGGCCACCAUGUAUUUACUGACAAGAAACCCAAGACCUUUUUUUUUUCUUUAAUGCUGCGGGUAAUCGUCCAGCCAAAACAAUGUGAAAUUUGGAAUCUUCUUUCCCUAUGUGUUUAACUAACUCACAUGCGUCGCAAACUUGCAGCCAAUGCAGACUUGAGUUUACAGAGGACUUAAGAGAAGCUCAACUCAUGGUGACAGGCAAUUUGAGGGUUGUUUACACAGCAACUCUGCGCCAAUGUUUUAACCAUGCAAUUUCUGUACAGCAUUGGUAAUAGUUGAGGUAGUUACUAUGGCUCCAACUGUUUGCACGUAAAAGAUUUCAGUAUGCCACCAGCUGCAUUGUCGGGAGUUUUGUUCAUGUUCAAAUAAAAAAAAAUCUGCUUGGAUAAGUGCUCCACCUUGGCCCAAUGCCAGUGGGGAUAAGGACUUCAAAGUCAUUGCAAUAAUGGGUGCCAUUAAAAGGAUCCAAUAAAAUAUUUAUUGAUAA